Molecule: messenger RNA, 1282 nt
Organism: Phymastichus coffea
Lineage: Eukaryota; Metazoa; Arthropoda; Insecta; Hymenoptera; Eulophidae
Gene: Cyp40
Product: peptidyl-prolyl cis-trans isomerase D
Exons: 1
Coding region: 1-1104 (367 amino acids)
Biological process (GO): protein peptidyl-prolyl isomerization
Cellular component (GO): intracellular membrane-bounded organelle
Molecular function (GO): peptidyl-prolyl cis-trans isomerase activity; protein binding
Source: RefSeq, a predicted model, not a curated record
AUGAAAAAUACAACAAAGAACCCUAUUGUUUUUCUCGAUGUAGCUGUUUCUGAUGAAAAAUUAGGAAGACUAGUUAUAGAACUAUUUAAAGAUAAAGUUCCUUUGACAGCAGAAAAUUUUCGAGCAUUAUGUACUGGAGAAAAGGGACUAGGUAAAAAUAAUAAGCCUCUACAUUAUAAAGGAUCUUUAUUUCACAAAGUAGUACGACAAUUAAUGGUACAAGGUGGUGAUAUUAUUAAUUUUGAUGGAUCAAGUGGAGAAAGUAUUUAUGGACUACAUUUUAAAGAUGAAAAUCUGACUAUGCUUCAUGAUCAACAGGGUCUUCUUAGUAUGGUAAACGAAGGCAAACCUAAUAGUAAUAGUUCACAAUUUGUAAUAACAAUUGGUCCAUGUCCUCAGCUGAAUAAUACAAAUGUUGUUUUUGGAAAAGUUUUAAAAGGUAUCGGAGUAAUAAAGGAUUUGAAUGGAGUUCCUAUAAACGAUGAUGUACCAGAGGAAGAAAUAAAAAUUACUGAUUGUGGUGAACUGAUUAAUUGUGAUAAUUGGGGUUUGGAGGAUAAUGAUGGUGAAGACAUAUAUACUCCAUACCCUGAAGAUUGGAAUCUCCCAACAAAAAAUGAACUUUCUUACAAAAAUAUUUUGGACAUAGUGCAAAAAAUUAAAAAUGUUGGUAAUGCUUGUUUUAUUAAAAAAAAAUAUACAAUUGCUGCUUACAAAUAUAAAAAGGCCUUGAGAUACUAUAAAUGGAUGAUGACAUUUGAAGAUACCCCAAAGACUGAUAAAAGCAUCGUAGAAUUAAAUAACAUCUUAUUACUUAAUCUAGCCGCAGUAAGGCUUCGUCAAGCUAGAUACAAAGAUGCUAUAAAUCUAUGUAAUGAAGUUUUAUUUGUUGAUGUAAAUAGUAGUAAAGCAUUAUUUCGAAGAGGUCAAGCUUAUUCAGGUUUGAAUGAAUACAAAUUAGCAUUGACUGAUUUGAGAAAAGCUAUUAAAGAUAAUCCAACUAAUAAAGAAAUUUCCAAAGAAAUUCAAAGGAUAAAAAAUGUUAUGAAGUCUUAUUUGGCAAUAGAAAAAGCAACAUUUCAGCGUAUGUUUAAAAUUAAUUAAAGUGGUCAAUAAUUCUGAUCUCAAACAAAAACAAAGAAUUUUUAAUUUAAUGUUGGAUAAUGACUGCAAAAAUAUAUCUUUUAAACUUCGUUAUUUUCAUUUAUUAAUUUCGAAUUACGACAUAAUAUUGUUUGUAUCAUACAUAUAUGUAUACUUUCAAUUUUAUAUAUUGUGAAUA